This is a messenger RNA of Wasmannia auropunctata (little fire ant), 1775 nucleotides long. Its product is annotated as venom serine carboxypeptidase. Lineage: Eukaryota; Metazoa; Arthropoda; Insecta; Hymenoptera; Formicidae. Gene Ontology annotation, biological process: proteolysis. The transcript is spliced from 2 exons. Gene Ontology annotation, molecular function: serine-type carboxypeptidase activity. The record is from RefSeq and is a predicted model, not a curated record. The coding region runs from base 100 to 1515 and encodes 471 amino acids.
CACUUGUUGAGUUCAGUAUUCGGUACAGGCUGAGGCGGUACAGCUGACAACAACGCAGAGUCGGCGCCUCAGUAUCGUUUGUGACUUUCAGCUAGCGACAUGAAUAACGUUUUCGUGCUAACUUUGAGCACGUUAUUGCUCGCAUUACCGCACAAAAGUGCGAGUGGAUUUUUGAACGUAUAUCCGAAAUUGAAGCCGUUUCAACUCACCGAUAAGGAGGAUGUUGGUGUGCCGCUUUUCUUGACGCCUCUGAUAGAAAAUGGAAAAAUUGACGAGGCGCGUGCGAAGGCUGUCGUUCAACACAAAGAGAUGGGCGAUAUUAGCAGUUAUUCAGGUUAUCUGACAGUUAAUAAAGAGUACAAUUCUAAUCUUUUCUUCUGGUUCUUUCCAGCCAUGCACAAUCCAAAGACUGCGCCAGUAAUAUUGUGGCUGCAAGGUGGUCCAGGAGCAACUUCCAUGUUUGGCCUUUUUAUGGAAAAUGGCCCAUUUAUAGUGACAGCCAACAAGACUCUAGCAAUGCGAAAAUACUCAUGGAAUAUAGCACACAACUUGAUAUACAUUGAUAAUCCAGUUGGCACUGGCUACAGUUUUACUGAUAAUGAUAAGGGAUAUGCCACGAAUGAAACGCAAGUAGGAAGAGAUAUUCAUACCGCACUGGUACAGUUCUUUUUGCUAUUCCCAGAGCUACAAAAUAAUGAUUUCUUCGUCACUGGUGAAUCGUAUGCUGGGAAAUAUGUGCCAGCAGUGUCUCAUGCCAUUAAAGAUUACAACAUCAAAGCAGUAACAAAAAUUAACUUAAGAGGCCUAGCCAUCGGUAACGGAUUGUGUGAUCCAGAGAAUCAAUUGCUGUACAGCGACUAUUUGUAUCAACUCGGACUGAUAGAUGAAAAUGGAAAAAUUCAGUUCCAAAUAUACGAGAAAAAGGGCCGUGAAUUUAUUGAGCAGAAGAAAUAUCUCGAGGCAUUUGAAAUAUUUGAUGCACUCCUUAACGGCGAUCUAAACGGCACGCCGUCCCUAUUUAGAAAUCUAACUGGAUUCGACUAUUAUUACAAUUAUUUGUAUGCGAAUGGGGGCAACGAUUCCGAUUGGAUGUCCGAGUGGAUUCAAAGAGCUGACGUUAGACGUGCUGUACACGUGGGCAAUAGCACUUUUCACGUUGAAACGAAAACUGUCGAGGAACAUUUGAAAGGAGACGUUAUGCAAUCCGUGGUAUUUUUCUUGACGGAUCUUCUGCAACAUUAUAGAGUGCUCAUUUACAAUGGACAAUUGGAUAUUAUCGUAGCAUAUCCACUCACGGAGAAUUACUUAAAAAAUUUAAAGUGGUCCGGAGCAGACAAAUAUGUGAAAGCGCCGAGAAAAAUAUGGAUGGUUGGAAACAAAAUAGCGGGCUAUACGAAGACUGUUGACAAUUUAACAGAAGUUCUUGUACGAAAUGCAGGUCACAUGGUUCCUUCGGAUCAACCGAAAUGGGCACUAGAUCUUAUCACUCGUUUCACGCAUAAUAAAAAGUUCUAAAUAAUUAUGCGAAUUAUUACAUUGAAUGUGAUAAAAGUUUUGAAUUUUGUAUCUUAAGAAUUUCUAUUAAUAUAAAUAGAUAUAUAUCAAUAUAUGUAAAAAAUCAAAAUAUGUAAACGUUUAAUAAUACAGGGCAAUACUUAAGAUGCCAAAAAUACUUAAAAUACUCUGAGGAGCAUUCAUGACAAAAAAUGAACACAAUAGUAAUAUAAUGAUAAUUUUGUAAUAGAAAAAUUAAUAAAUUUAUUCAUAAAUAAGAA